CUGACUGCAUCAUCAUGGUGGCGGGCGAGUUGAUUCAGGAACCUAUAAGGCAUAGCGAAACACCUGCGUCGGACGAAGAAAAAAACGCGGAUUGCUACGAUGAUGUCGAGAAUGGAGCUAUUAAAUUGAGCGUCACCGAGCUGAAAGAAUUAGAAGAGCAGGAGCUUCCUCCCGCUGAGAGCUACGCGAUGCUUCCCGGCGCGCAGAAACCUCUACAGACUAAACUGUACUGCCGGCGUUUCGCUGUGCUGACAGUUUUCAGUCUGUACUCGCUUGUCAACGCGUUUCAGUGGAUCCAGUACAGCAUCAUUGCGAACAUCUUUACUCGUUUUUACGACGUAACCUUCGUGAUGAUCGACUGGUUUUCAGUGGUGUACAUGGUGGCAUAUGUGCCGCUCAUCUUCCCCGCCACCUGGCUGCUGGACCGCAAGGGGCUGCGAGUCACAGCCCUGCUCGGAGCCGGACUUAACUGCGCAGGCGCGUGGCUUAAAUGUGCGAGCGCCGCUCCUGAACUCUUCUGGUUGAGCAUGGUGGCGCAGGUGGUCUGCUCCGUAGCCCAGGUGUUCAUCCUUGGUCUCCCGUCCAGGAUAGCAUCGGUAUGGUUUGGCCCGAAGGAAGUUUCCACCGCCUGCGCUGCAGCAGUGCUGGGCAAUCAGCUGGGUGUUGCCAUCGGGUUUCUGCUUCCACCUGUACUUGUUCCGAACACACCAAAAGAUAAGGACCUCCUAGGGUACAACAUAGGCAUUAUGUUUUAUGGGACGGCUGCUGUUUCAACUCUGCUUUUUAUUUUAACAGUCAUUGUUAUUCAGGACAGACCACCAGUGCCUCCUAGUCAGGCUCAAGCUGUUUUGCCAAUAGGCCCAGCAGAAGAUUAUUCAUACAAGCAGUCCAUCAUCAGUCUUUUUAGGAGCAGGCCAUUUAUCUUGCUCUUGCUCAGCUAUGGCAUCAUGACUGGUUCUUUCUACUCAGUGUCCACGCUACUCAAUCAAAUAAUCAUCACACAUUACCCAGGAGAGGAGCUGAAUGCAGGCAGAAUUGGUCUCACCCUGGUAGUGGCUGGAAUGGUAGGCUCAAUCCUAUGCGGGCUAUGGCUGGAUCAUACCAAAACGUACAAAAUGACUACGCUGAUCGUGUACAUUCUCUCCUUUAUUGGAAUGCUGGUGUUUACAUUCACACUGAACCUGAACCACCUGCUUGUUGUUUUCUUUACUGCUGGGGUACUUGGUUUCUUUAUGACUGGAUAUCUGCCCAUUGGCUUUGAAUUUGGUGUUGAAAUCACCUACCCAGAGUCUGAAGGCACUUCAUCUGGUCUUCUCAAUGCAUUCGCACAGAUUUUUGGAAUCAUUUUCACGCUUAUUCAGGGAAAACUUACCAAAGACUACAAUCCGCUGGUCGGAAACAUCUUUCUGUGUGUGUGGAUAUUCAUCGGCAUUAUUCUAACAGCAUUGAUAAAAUCAGAGCUUAAAAGACACAAGGUCAACUUGGGCAACAUCAAAGGUCAAGCGGUUCUUACUGAGUGCCCCACAGAGAAGGUAUCCAGUGGUGCAAAGCUGAAAUCCUCGCCAAGUUUCUCACGAGAGACUUCACUGUAA
Messenger RNA from Trichomycterus rosablanca, 1592 nucleotides. RefSeq names its product FLVCR choline and heme transporter 1 (gene flvcr1). The transcript has 10 exons. Gene Ontology annotation, biological process: transmembrane transport; mitochondrial transport; heme export. Lineage: Eukaryota; Metazoa; Chordata; Actinopteri; Siluriformes; Trichomycteridae. The coding region runs from base 15 to 1592 and encodes 525 amino acids. The record is from RefSeq and is a predicted model, not a curated record. Gene Ontology annotation, molecular function: heme binding; heme transmembrane transporter activity. Gene Ontology annotation, cellular component: membrane; mitochondrion.